Amoebophrya sp. A25 is the source of this 4235-nucleotide messenger RNA. Lineage: Eukaryota; Dinophyceae; Syndiniales; Amoebophryaceae. The record is from the annotation of a GenBank genome assembly.
AGACUUGGCUCAGAGAGAUACCUUUUGCUUAAAUAAAGAAGGCAAAGUCUUUGGUCUUCCUCGGUUCUUAUAGUAAAUACAUAGACACUUAGAUUUUUCUAGUGCAGCUAGUCGGGAACAAGAAACCAUUUUUGAUGUUCAACAAAGAAACAGAUGGCUGCUCCUUCUCAAACUUCUCAGACGUCCUCCAUUCUCCACUACUGCUCACGACCCGAGUUGUCGUUAUAGAUACCGGUAGUACCAGUGCGAGUGGUCGUGGUGCCCGACUAAGCAAUCUCGCGCGAGGGUUACCAAAUGGCGUGCGUCCCGCAAAAAGUCGUGACUACUACAGAAAAGCCUCAUCGCCUCCUCAUGGCGAUUAGUACGAGAAACAGAUCAUCUACUUGUUCAACAAGAAUGGGAAGAACAACUACAACAACAUCUUCAAGAUCUUCAACAAGGAAGUCGCGUACAACUACAACUACAACUAUAAAAAGUUUAGUAGCAGUGAGAAGACUUCUAGCAGUGAGCACUCUGCUUGGGAGCAUUAAAAAUGCUGAGGGUCGGCUCGGAGACAAAAGUGUGCUGAAAGGCAAUAUGAUAGAACAAGACGAAGCGUCUCAAGAGGAAGCGACCAAGAGUGGAGGGAGUAGCUUUCAAGCAACAGAAGCUUAAGAGAGUUGACAUGAUAUUUUUAGCUGAACUUACCCUCCCUCCCCUCUUGCUGAACUUACCCCCAGAUUGGCUCAUCAUGUUGAUGUACGACCAAGUUGAUCUACUAGGUAGUCAACUAUUAAGUGGAUGUACACCUACCUUCAUCUUCUGAGUAAAGUGUGACGAUCACGAUGUUGAUUUUUGCUACAAUGAAUCACGUUUCAUUUACACUUACCCUCUAAGAGAUCAACUAGUAAAAGUGUUUGCUCUGGCCUUCUAAUUUCCUCACAUGUACGAAGAUGGGGAAACUACAACGACGAGAUCGAGGACGACCGCGGCUUCUUCCAGAACUCCUAGGGGUGCAAUUAAGGGUUUCCGAAUUACAUCCCUCACUACCAUCCUUGGCUCCUUUUCAAGGGGGAAAUGGGUCAAGGAUGUUCUGAAGAAUGCAAUUCGGAAACCUCUAAUGCCAAGCGUCUGAGAGGAACAAAGCAAGACACGCUGACCCAUGUGGAAGUCGGUUUUAAGGAAGGGAGUAAGAAGUACCUUUUAUUGUUGCUUAUAUAUAAGCGAAAACUAGAAAUGGCCGGGUUGUAACAAACAUGAAAAUAGCCGAGUGAUAUCUGAGAAGAUGAUUGUUCUCGAAGCUACUGGGAUUUUCAGGUUUUCGAAUAAUUCAAUUUCAUUUCCUCUAGUAGUUACCUCUUAAUCUUACCUCCUCUCUCUUUCCAGCAUCCCAUUGAUCGCCUUUGGGCAUUCCCUUUGGGUGAGUUUCUUCAUCUCUAAAAAUGCGAGUGGAAUAGACGACCAUGAAGAGCAGGUCGUUGGAUUCGCUGAUGAAGCAGUUGGAUUUCUUUUAAGGGUCAAAAUGACUCAUUUCUAGAUAAUAUUCAAGCACUGACUGGUGAGUGUUCCCUUUCAAAGCUCAUUGCUCAUUUGCGCUUCAAAGCUCAUUGCUCAUUCCCAGCGGAGGCCAUCUUCUUCUGCUUCAUCUUUCUUAGAAGAAAUGAGCCCAAGAAAUGGGCCCAAGGAAUGAAGCGCGGCUGAAGCAUCUUCCUGCAGAAGAUUGUCCUUGGUUUCUCUUAUUUUGGAUAGUUACUGUGCGAGAAUCAUUGUAUUGCACUCGCCAAUGACCAUGCGGUAGUGCUUCUCUAAGCCGUGGAGCAACGUCCUCGUUCUUUGAGGUGAGUAGGAGACAACUUUUGCAGACGCUGGAGCUAGUGUUCCCAUUUUGGAAAAAACGUGGCAGUCGUGGAGAAAAAAGUGGCAGUGGAGAAAAAAGUGGCAGAGGAGAAAAAAGUGGCAGUGGAAAAAAAAGUGGCAGUGGAAAAAAUAGUGGCAGCGAUGGUGACAACCAGAAAUACACGAAAAUUGCCUUUUUAAGGCUCAACAUACUUUGUUCUUGAUAGAUAAUCUUUUUCUUCUUCUAGUUAGGGCUCCACGAAUACUAACUUCCUUCUUCUGGUUUUUGUUUUCUCUAAUUAGGUGUUCCACCAGAAAUAAGCAUUGCCAUCUUAAAACUCAUACGUUGGUGGAACAUUGAAGGACAUAAAUUUUAUUUCCUCUUUUGGAUUUUAUAGAAGAAGAGUCGUUUCUUAUACAUAGAUUCUAAUACUUACGAGAUUGCUAGAUUCUUGAUGGGAACCUCAAUUGUAUACUCAGGAGCUACUGAAAAACAUUGAAAACGAUCUUCAAGGUCGCAAGUCGGAGCUCCAUAAACCUUAGGAAUAUUAUCCCUUGUACUUCUAGUAAACCUUACCUUUCCACCCUUCCAUUUUUAUGAUGGAUGAUAAUAUUGUGGAGGCCUCUCUCUUACGUUGGUUCUUUAUUCCCUGUCAUGAUUCGAAAACUUGUAAUAAUAUCGGGGUCAGCCUCUAAGCCUCGCCAUAGCCGGGAUUGUCAUCUUCGUCGUUGCCGUCGGCGUCUUUUUCUAUGAGCCAGUUAUUGUCAUCGAUCUCAACUAGAUGAACAUUAAUAUUUACAACAUACAGGGAAAUAGCCGGUUAAUGUUUUCCUCAUAGUAUUACCGGUUCAUCAUCAUCGUCAUCACCAUCAUCAUCAUCAUCAUCGUCGUCGUCAUUCUUAAACUCUAAGAAGACUGUUUAAGGUCCGACGACAAGGACAACGACAAGAUCGAGAAAAAAGACAAGAAAGAGAAAGACAAGAAAGAUCACAAAGACAAGAAGGAGAAGUUAAGGCGACCAAAGAAGCUGCCUCCCCAUCCCUGAAGGCAUCCUUGGCUCUUUUUCUACUAUACUUUUAGAAAAAGAAAAUACUACAACAAUCUAAAUCUCCUAGUACUUACUAGUUUGUACUAGAAGAAUCCCACGACUCGUACUAGAAACGGACGACAACUCGUAGUACUAUAUGAUAUUUCCAUUAAGUUCAAAGCAAUCUUGUUCCUAUGUUGCGGUAUCUACAAAUCUAUCUCUAACGAGAAAAGACAAGAGGGACAAGACGUACCGAGAGGGUGAGAAUUAUUUGCGGCGUCACAAAUUACGGCUUUUUUUUCACGACCACAUUUUUUACUUCUCUCUUAAAAGCAUUACUACUCAUUCGGGUCAGUACGGAACCAGGCAGCUUUGAGUUGCUACGUCGUGGCUCGGAUGAGUGAAUGACUGAAUUUAGUAGAUGUCGCUACAACUGCUACGUCUACCUCAAGCUCAAUUUACUGCCUGACCACGUUGCUGCCUCUACAAGAACUCGCUAGCUCUAGAAGUAUAUCAAUACAUAGAUACUCUACUACUCUAGAAGCACAGAGAGAAAGUUCUCUAGACGAGGUACUCUAGUGUAGAGAUGAGAAAGUACAAAUCUAGAAGUACUCUCUGUGCCUCUGCUAUCAUUUAUCGGGUGUAGCUCCUAGCAGCUCUAGCACUAUUUGUAUUCGAAGAAAGUUUAGCUUCUAGUACUCUCUAGGAGUAGUAUUUUCAUUCUCCUUUUAGUACUCUCUACUGUACAUGAUGAGGCAGCAUGGAAAUAAAUGCAACAAAGGGAAGAAGAAAUUUAAAAGAUUGCUUGCAACUAAUAAUGAGAGAUGCUAUACCCCGCGAGUAGGUACAUCAAUCAAUCACUCAAUCAAUCAAUGUGCCAUAGAUGAAAGUGAGCUACUUCUAAGCCCGUUGGCCUUGGAGGCCGCUGAGGGCCGGGUGCUAGGCUGAUGCUAAUUGAGGGGAGCACACCUGAGGCUGAAGCUGGGGGACGAAAGCUAGGCUGAUGUACUAGCUAAGGGUGCUAGUAACGGGAGGAGGGAGCUGGGGGACGAGGAGUGCUAGGCAGAUGUAGCUAGGGGCUAAGCAAAGUACGUCUACCUAAGGUACUUCCAUCGAUUCCACCACUGUUACUAGGGGACAAAAAUUUUUCUUUGAUUAUAAGCAGAGCUACACCUACACCAGGGUACAAGAUAUCCUGUUCAGAAAAAAAGGAGGUAUUAAGAAAAGUAGUGGGCAGUUCGCAAUUGUAAAGUGACUUGUCGUUGCCUUCAACAAGAAACAGGGAAAAUAGUCCUUCUCGUUAUGAAAACAAAUCGCUUUUUUGACCCCUUGAAAACAAGUAACUACUAACAGAUGAAAUUAUUUGAACUAGGGACCCCUAUUUUUGUAAGA